AUGGCUGAGAGCGUGCUGGCCUCGCCCGCGGGCGGCAGGAGCAGCCGGGGCCUGCACAGCGCCAUCAUCCAGUGGCUGGUGGAUAAUUUCUGCAUCUGUGAAGGUUACAGGGUACCUCGCUGUCUCGUGUAUGAGAUUUACAUGGAAACCUGCGGGCAAAACGCUCAGAAUCAAGUCAACCCAGCAACGUUUGGGAAGCUUGUGCACUUGGCAUUUCCUGAUCUCGGAACCAGAAGGCUGGGCGCAAGAGGAGGUGCCAGGUAUCAUUAUGAUGGAAUCUGUAUCAAGAAAAGUUCUUUCUUCUACGCCCAGUAUUGCUACCUUUUAGGUGAAAAGAGGUAUCAGAGUGGAGAUGCCGUUGCCUUUGAAAGAUCUACUAAUUAUAACGUCAUCCAACAAGCAGGCACAUUGGAAAACCAUUUACCAAUAAAGACAGACCCGGUUGGAUCCCCUUUGUCUGAAUUCAGGAGAUGUCCAUUUUGGGAGCAAGAACUGGCAAGGAAAUACUCCUAUAAAAUGAUGGCCUUUCUUGCUGAUGAAUACUGCAACUAUUGUCGAGAUAUUUUACAAAUUGUGGGGGAUUUGCUGACUUCCUUCUGGAAAUCUCUGCAGCAAGACACAGUGGUGUUUAUGUCAUUGCCUGAUGUGUGCCAGCUCUUAAAAUGCUACGAUGUACAGCUGUACAAGGGAAUCGAGGACAUCCUCCUUCAUGACUUUUUGGAAGAUGUUCCUAUUCAGUACCUGAAGUCUGUCAGGUUAUUUAGUAAGAAAUUUAAGCUGUGGCUACUUAAUGCUUUGGAAGGCUUCCCAGCCCUCUUACAGAUUUCCAAACUCAAAGAAGUUACUGUGUUUGUCAAAAGACUGAGAAGAAAGACGUACCUUUCCAACAUGGCAAAGACUAUGAGAACGGUAUUGGAAAAUAACAGGAUAGUCAACGUUUUGAAGUCAGAUCUACAUGCCAUUAUCAGUCAAGGCACUUUGGAUAUUUCGAAGAAAGCCCUGCCAGCUAACCUCAGAGACAUGGAUGAGCUGGAGACCAGCACAGAGAUGAAAUGCUUAAGCAGUUUGAUUUCUUUGCUGGGAACAUCGACGGACCUCAGCGUAUUCCUAAAUUGUCUGUCUUCAAACCUCCAAGCAUUUGUCUUCCAGCCAAGCGGAAGCAAAGAGGAGUUUAUCAAACUGGCCGCCAGCUUCCAGCUCAGUUGGAACUUCCUUCUCACUGCCGUGAGCAAAGCCAUGACCCUCUGCCGCAGGGAUAGUUUUGGCUCCUGGCAUCUGUUUCAUUUGCUGCUUCUGGAAUAUGUGAUUCAUGUACUUCAGUCAUGCCUAGAGGAGGACGUGGAGAAUCUCAGAGAAAUGCUGUCAGAUGACCAGCCUCUCAUCCAGCCGCACCAGGCUCUUUUCCACCCUCCGGAUUCUUCACCAACUCAGGAGUGCGAAGGCCCGACUGUGGAGCCGCCCACGGUGACGCUGAAACACGUGAGCCAGAGCUGGUGUCCCGCAGAUGUGAGCGGCGUGAUUCUCAGGGUCCUGGGCUUCCUUGUGGACGCCGCCACGGGCAUGAAGCUCAUCCAGGUACUGCUGGAAGACAAGGACACCGAGCACACCGUGAGACUCAGCCUUCCUGUGGGGCAAGAGGCCCUCGUAACCCUCAGAGACGGACAAAGAUUUGUGAUCCACGUGUCAGAUGUACCCCAAAGCUCUGAAAAUAUUUAUUUCAGAGAAAGCGAUACUAAUAUGUAA
Molecule: messenger RNA, 1743 nt
Organism: Trichechus manatus latirostris (Florida manatee)
Lineage: Eukaryota; Metazoa; Chordata; Mammalia; Sirenia; Trichechidae
Gene: RFX8
Product: regulatory factor X8
Exons: 15
Coding region: 1-1743 (580 amino acids)
Biological process (GO): regulation of transcription by RNA polymerase II
Molecular function (GO): DNA-binding transcription factor activity, RNA polymerase II-specific; RNA polymerase II cis-regulatory region sequence-specific DNA binding
Source: RefSeq, a predicted model, not a curated record